UUUGACGUAAUUUCGGGAAUCCCUUUCUUCUUCUUCUCUUCUUCUGUUCUUCGUUCUCAUAGUCGUGUCCGCGGUUUGGUUUCUGAUUGAUUUGUGGGAAGCUUGAAUCCCAGCAUGACGGCGGAGGUGAUUUCUCAGCCGAAUGGAGUUGUCGCGAAUGGUGGUGAUUUCGACCUUAAUUCUAACCCUAAAUCUGGCGCCGCCAAGAAAUCGCGGGAAAGUGAACGACGUCGUCGUCGGCGAAAGCAGAAGAAGAACCAGAAGGCUUCUAAGGUGAAGGAGGCUGCUGGUGGAGAGGAUAGUGAUGCUUCUGGUGAUGACACAAAGGAGAACGAUGAUCUACUCCAGGUUGUUGAGAAAGUAGAAAUUGAAUAUGUACCUGAGAAGGCUGAAUUAGAUGAUAGCUUGGACGAAGAAUUUAGAAGAGUUUUUGAGAAAUUCAAUUUCAGUGAUGUAGCUGGUGUUGAGGAGAAUGAAAACAAAGAUGAGUCUGCCCAAAAUGCAGCAUCUAAGAAGUCGGACUCAGAUUCUGAUGAUGAAGAACUUGAUAACCAGCAAAAGGAAAAAGGAGGCUUAUCAAACAAGAAAAAGAAGUUGCAACGGCGUAUGAAGAUUGCAGAACUGAAGCAGAUUUGUUUGAGACCCGAUGUUGUUGAGAUAUGGGAUGCAACUGCAGCUGAUCCCAAGUUACUUGUUUAUCUAAAAUCUUAUCGCAACACAGUUCCUGUGCCAAGGCAUUGGUGUCAGAAAAGGAAAUUUUUACAGGGGAAGCGUGGUAUUGAAAAACAGCCAUUCCAACUUCCAGAUUUUAUUGCAGCAACAGGAAUUGAGAAGAUUAGACAGGCCUACAUAGAAAAAGAGGAUAGUAAGAAGUUGAAGCAAAAGCAAAGAGAACGAAUGCAGCCAAAGAUGGGAAAAAUGGAUAUUGAUUAUCAGGUUCUUCAUGAUGCUUUUUUCAAGUACCAAACGAAGCCAAAGCUGACAACACUUGGAGAUCUGUACUAUGAAGGGAAAGAAUUCGAGGUUAAGUUAAGGGAGAUGAAACCCGGCAUGCUAUCACAAGAACUCAAAGAAGCACUUGGUAUGCCAGAGGGCGCUCCUCCCCCAUGGCUCAUUAACAUGCAGAGAUACGGUCCUCCACCAUCCUACCCAGAUCUAAAAAUUCCAGGACUCAAUGCUCCCAUUCCACCUGGAGCUAGCUUUGGUUACCAUCCUGGUGGCUGGGGAAAGCCUCCCGUCGAUGAAUAUGGCCGUCCACUGUAUGGAGAUGUGUUUGGUGUUCAGCAGCAGGAGCAAGCUAACUACGAGGAGGAACCCGUUGAUAAGACCAAGCAUUGGGGUGAUUUGGAGGAAGAGGAAGAGGAAGAGGUGGAGGAGGAGGAUGAGGAGGAAAUUGAAGAAGAGGAAAUGCAAGAUGGUAUUGAAUCUGUGGAUAGUCUAUCGAGCACUCCUACUGGUGUGGAGACACCAGAUGUUAUUGACCUUCGGAAACAACAGAGGAAGGAACCGGACAGGCCUCUUUACCAAGUUCUCGAAGAAAAAGAAGAGAAGGUUGCUCCUGGGACAUUGCUUGGAACUACACAUACUUAUGUUAUUAGUGGCGGUACUCAAGAUAAGACGGGAGCCAAAAGGGUUGAUUUGCUUAGAGGUCAAAAAUCUGAUAAAGUGGACGUUACUUUACGACCCGAAGAAUUGGAAGCUAUGGAAAAUGUUCUACCUGCGAAAUACGAGGAAGCUAGGGAAGAGGAGAAGUUGCGGAGUCAGAGGGAGGACUUCAGCGACAUGGUUGCGGAGAAUGAGAAGAAAAGAAAACGUAAGAUGCAGGAAAAGGAUGGAAAAUCUAAGAAGAAAGAUUUCAAGUUCUAGGCCAUUUUUUGUUUCGGUAAUCGAACCACUCUAUCGACUACUACUACUGCCAUACCGAGCUGGCUUUUGCUUUCGUUGGAGAUGUCGAUCUUGGUAGUAUCAAGUAAUGUGAUAUCCUAUAAAACUUCCAACACUGGCUCUUCCUAAAACCACCCAGACCCCUCUUUGCAGGGUACUCUACAUAGAUAGUCGCAUAUACAGACUCUUCAAUGGAAGUAGUUUGUCAUAUUAGUAGGUUCUGUAUUCUUCGUUCUUUUCGAUUCCCGAGCUUCGAAAGGGCUGCUGUUUUCGAUUCCCGAGCUUCGAAAGGGCUGCUGUGCUAUGACUAAAAUGAAUAGUAGCUACUAUAGAUUUAUCUACAAAUGAGUUUUAUGUUGUUUUGUCACGGCGGCUCUGUUGUACUUAAAACACCAAUUAAACUUUGACUUAGUUAAGUGGAAGUUAAUUGUUCCAAAUUGAUUCAAUUUUCA
This is a messenger RNA of Cucurbita moschata (crookneck pumpkin), 2336 nucleotides long. Its product is annotated as splicing factor 3B subunit 2-like. The record is from RefSeq and is a predicted model, not a curated record. Gene Ontology annotation, cellular component: U2-type spliceosomal complex; catalytic step 2 spliceosome; nucleus. The coding region runs from base 115 to 1866 and encodes 583 amino acids. The transcript is spliced from 18 exons. Gene Ontology annotation, biological process: mRNA splicing, via spliceosome. NCBI's taxonomy places the organism in Eukaryota, Viridiplantae, Streptophyta, Magnoliopsida, Cucurbitales, Cucurbitaceae.